Messenger RNA from Trichobilharzia szidati, 7293 nucleotides. The record is from the annotation of a GenBank genome assembly. NCBI's taxonomy places the organism in Eukaryota, Metazoa, Platyhelminthes, Trematoda, Strigeidida, Schistosomatidae.
GUCACAUUGCUUUGUGUUCCGUGGAGGCACGUUUGAAUACGCUCCUGUUCAUCUCAGGUUUCAUGUGGACCCUACCCCCGACAUUUCCGGAUUAUUAUCUCAAUAACUAUUUAGUCGCCGUUACAUUUAGAAUGUAUUUAAUUAGCUUGUGCUGAUGUUUCCAGUUUUCUCUGUCAAGAAGAUCUAGUUAUUCAAGCGAACUAUGCUCAGAAAAGUUAUGACUCCCGGAUUUUAAUUUCACUUAUUGCUUUACCGUGGCAUGAUGCCUGACCGGUCUUAUAGUCAGGCAAAUAGUUCUGAUGACAGUCAUGUAAUCUCAAAUACGACCAGCUUCUGUGAACUCACUGAUCAUGUAUGUGCUGCUGACAACAGUCUCAGUCGUCUUUCACCACCAUCUGCUACUUUUUUAAUUCAUGGAUCAGAAAUGCCUCAUCAUGCUCCUGCUCCUCCAGUCCGAUCUUCAAGUACACUGCGAAAGAAGGAUAAGACCGUUUUACCCCCAUCAAAGCCGUUGCCGACUCCACCAGGAAAGGAAGAGAAGAAAAAGAAAAAGAAGGUAAAAAUGUUCCGUUUUCCAAAAUUUGGCCGAUCAGAAAAGACUGAACCACAAAUAUCCGGUCCAACUGAAGUUACGCAUAAUCUGCAUGUAGCAUUUGAUAAGUCAACAGGUGAAAUUAAGGGUCUCCCUGCAUCAUGGCAAAUGCUUUUAACAGCAUCAAAUAUCCCGCGUACAGAACAAGAGAAAAAUCCAGAAAUUCUUCUCGGUGUACUUCAGUGUUUUGAUGAAUCAGCUAAACACAAAGAUAAAUAUAUGACAAAUGUAUCUGUUCUUACAAACUCAUCUGGUUCUGUUGAAUCAAUGAAUUCCAAUUCUCGAUCAUGUUCUGUUUCAUCACAAAGUAUGCCAAUGGUUCCUAGUCAUUGUGAUAUAAACUGUAUGCACUCACCAUCCUAUCCAUCAGCUGCAUUUAAUUCUACAACAUCAAUAUCUCCACCGAAUUCAGGUGAAGAAAACUUGAUUAUGUCAAUGGCUGAAACUAAUUUAACAGGAAUGGCUAUAUCAUCGAGUGGACUUCCAACAACUACACAUUCUUGUGCUGGUAGCACUAGCAGUGGUCGUGGUAGUAGUUGUACAACGAAUAGUGGGAGUGUUGGUGGUCGUGGUGUAAGCGGUGGUGUACCGAAUGGUUUAAGUGCUGCAAGUUUAGUAGAAUUAACAUCAAGUCAUUCACAUGGAUGUCCAUUAGGUCCUGGAAGAAGAACAAGUACAGGUGGUGCAGUAUUUCUCGGUAGUCCAACUCGUGCAUUUGGUGGUGGACGUGCAAGUGGUUCAACAAUACCUGAAAUGUCACCUUCACUUGGUGGUAAUCAUAGAGGUAUUAGUGAUACAGGUGAUAUUGCACGUUCUGGACCGAAUUCUAUGAUAUCAUCAGCUAAUUCAGGAACUCUAACAAAUGGACAACUUCUUAAUCAUAGUCGUCAUGCUAGAGAUACAAAUUUUGUUGGUGAUAAUCAUAAUGGUCAUGCUGCAGUUUCUGUACCUAUUCUUCCAAUUACAUCUGGUGUUAGUCUGGGUGGACUUAGUAGUAGUCGUAGCAGUGGUUGUUCCCUAUCCUGUUCAGGUGCUAGUGGAAGUGUUAGCAUAUCUGGUCUAGCAAAUUCUAUCAGUAUGGUUGGACAUUUAAUUAAUGGUACAAAUAGUAGUAGUGGAAGUAGUCCAACAAGUGCACUUCCACCGAGUAUGAUGCUACCAUCAUCACAGUCAACUUCAGCAUAUAACAAUAAUAAUAAUAAUAAUUGUUGUCCAUAUGGAUCUUAUCCAUCCUCAUCAUCGUCGUCUCCACCACCGCCGCCUGUUCCACCUCAUGCAACAACAGCUGUUAUAAGAAAUUUAGAAUAUUCUGAAAAUUCUGUAAAUAAUAAUAACUUUGAUAUUGGUAGUGUUAAAGAAGAAGGUACAUUGAGACAUACUUCUUCAUCGUUUAAUAAUAAUAAUAAUGAUAAUUCAAUUCCUCCUCAAUCUCGCGAAGACUUAUUAGUUCCUGAAUCGUGUAUGAUGGUCGGUGGUACAUUUUCUGAUGAUGAAGAAGAAGAAGGCGAAGAGGAAGAGGAAGACGAAGAGGACGAUGAAGAAGGUGUAGUAGUCGAGGCUGAGGAGGAAGAAGAAGAGGAUAGUGAAAUUGAUGAACAAAGUGAAUUAAGCAAUAAUGAGAUUACUACAUCUCAAGUCACUGUUGAAUGGAUGACAAGCAGUGAGACUGGAAGUAAUUUACCUACACCAAUGACAAUGUCAAAAGAAUCUGAACAUGCUAUUAUAAACGAAAUUGCUGACAAUCGAAAUGGUGGAAUGACUGCUUCAAAUCGAACAAAUUCUUCACCUACUACAGAGAAUGUAACUACUAUAAAUACUGGUAAAGACAAUGCAACAGUAAAAGCUCAACCAAUAAAUUCUGAACGAAUGAUUCCACCAACUGUUCCUGUAAAACCACAAGGCUUAACUCAAGUAUUUCGUACACAACAACAACAGCAGCAACAAGCCAAGAUACAGCCUUUACUCGUCAACAACUCUGCUGCACCACAUCAACUUUAUAAAAAAGUUGAUCCUUCUGUGACUGCUUCUACUACUGCUACUGUUAACACAACAUCAACUACUACUACUACUGCUGGUGUUGCUGUCACUGCUACGACGACCACUGCUACUGCUGCUGCUACAGCUGUUGAAGAUGUUGUAAAAUCUACUACACCAAGUGCACCAAGACGUCGUACAGGGAAUCAUCGAUUAACAGAUCAACAAGUACAUGAUAAACUAAGAGCUAUUGUUAGUAAAGGUGAUCCAUAUAAGAAAUAUCGUAUGGUAGAUAAGAUUGGACAAGGUGCAUCUGGUGUUGUAUAUAGUGGAUAUGAAGUAGCCACUGGUAAUUUAGUGGCUAUUAAACAAAUGAACUUAGCUCAACAACCUAAAAAGGAGUUAAUUAUCAAUGAAAUUCUAGUCAUGAAGGCUAAUCGUCAAGCAAAUAUUGUAAAUUAUCUUGAUAGUUAUUUAGUAUCUACAUCAGUCCCUUCCAGUAUGGAUCCUCAUAAUAAUAAUAAUGCUAACAAUAGUCUGAAUGGUUCAAAUCAUAAAAAUCAACAAAAUCAUAAUGAUAGUCUUAAUUCAUCAACACAUAGCUCUGGUAAUUCAUCAUCAAAAGGCGAAGAAUUAUGGGUUGUAAUGGAGUAUUUAGACGGUGGUUCACUGACUGAUGUUGUCACCGAGACGUGUAUGGAUGAAGGACAUAUUGCAUCGAUAUGCCGAGAGAUUUUAUAUGCACUUGAAUUUCUACACGCCAAUCGUGUUAUUCAUCGCGAUAUCAAAUCAGAUAAUAUUCUACUUGGUAUGGAUGGAUCUGUAAAAUUGACAGAUUUCGGUUUCUGUGCACAAUUAAGUAAUGAUGGAACGAAACGUUCCACUAUGGUUGGUACACCGUAUUGGAUGGCACCAGAAGUUGUUUUACGCAAACAAUAUGGUCCAAAAGUUGAUAUAUGGUCAUUAGGUAUUAUGGCUAUUGAAAUGGUUGAUGGGGAACCACCCUAUUUGAAUGAAAAUCCUGUUCGAGCUCUUUAUCUAAUCGCUACUAAUGGUAAACCAGAAAUUAAAGAACGUGAUCGUCUAUCAAGUACAUUUCUUAACUUUCUUGAUCGUUGCUUAGAAGUUGAUGUUGAACAAAGAGCUACAGCUAUUGAAUUAUUACAACAUCCAUUCAUCUGCCGAUGUGCUAAACCCUUGAGUUCAUUAGUUCCAUUGAUUAAUUUAGCGAGAGAACAAAAAUAAUCACCAUCCAAUGAGAACCCUAUAUAAAGACGAAGAAAGAAGGCGAAGGAGAGGAGAAGUAGAAAAAAAAUUCAAUGGAUUUGUGUAUAUUAUCCUUACUGAAUUGUGUUUUCUUUUGCGUUUUUGUUUGAGUACUACUCAUAUUCAAUACACGUGUUGUUCCUUACCACACCAUACUAAUAUACUUCACCUUUUACAAAUGUGUGUAUACAGUAAUAAUAGUAAUCAUGAUAAUAAUAAUAAUAUAAUAAUAAUAGUAUUAGGUAUGCAUAUUGUAUUAUUCUAUUGAUUUAAUUGAUGAUUGAGUACUCCUCCUGGUUCUACUACUAUAUAUACUAUUAUUACUACGGCUACUUACUUUUAAAACCCAUUUAUUGUUUCUUGCCACAUCAAUUCUCCUAUUAUAAGAAGAGACACAAUAAGUAGACGAAGAUGUCUGUGUACAUGUUUAACAUCUAUUUGUCUAUCUAUCUAUCUAUGUAUAUUACAAGCUUUAUUUGUAUCUUUUGCUUUUAUUUUUACUUUAUUCUACCAUUUUAUAAUCCAUUGUUCCCAUGUACACAUAGAGAGAGAGAGAGACUGUGCUACUGUAUUACCCACCACCACCACCUAUCUAUGUAUCAUGUAAAAUCUGUCAUCUGUUCAUAUGGACCUGUUUCAACCUUUGUUGUAUUAUGCACUAUAUUAUGCGUUUGAAUGGAAUAGUAGAAUCACAUAAUGAUUUUCACGAUCAUGAUCCAUGAUUCAAUGAAAUCAUUCGAACAGUUUUUAUACUAGUAUUGUUAAUUGUUAUUAUUAUUAUUAUUACUAUUAUUGUAUUAUUCAUUGUUAACUUAUUUUCGCCCUCUCUGUCUGUCUGCCUGUGUCUUAUGUGUGAGCACGCAAGUAUACGUUUUCUUUUAUAGCUCCAUUCCCUUGUCAAAUUUGAUUGUUGCUCAUAAUCACAUUAAUGAUAUAAUAAUAAUAAUGGUAAUAAUGAUAAUAAUACUCAAAAUUCCUACACUCAUCACUUCCUUUUUCUUGCUUCUUCUGUCGUUAAAAUGUAUAGUUACACUUAUUUACUACUUUGAAAAUAGUUGAUGAAUUUUAUUUAUUAUUUUUUUGUUUUUGUUUGACGAGGGUGAGUACUCGUCAUCCACCACCCUUGAUCUCGUCCUCGUGUGUUUGUGUGUAUGUAGUUGCACACUCACAGGGUAGCAGAGAAGAGGGAUAUAUAUUUAUAUGUAGUAAGUGACAUUGAUAUACUCAAGCGCCGGCUAUAAUGACAAAUAACAAUUUUGUUUUCUCUCUCUCUCUCUCUUUUGACAAAAAACUUUUCAAAUUAUAGUUUUAACUCUUUUUUUUUAAACACAUCUGUUUUACCCUACUUUUCUCUUAUACUGUAAUACUUGUGUAGUACCACCUACAAACACACACUCAUACACACCUAGUCAGUAGUUAUAUUAUCCUUUUUGUUGUUGGUGUGUUUCCCCUUCCCCCCUCCCCCAAUGUUAAUCGAUCUGUUUUGCCUACUGCUAUUACGACAAUGACAAUGACGACAAGAACAACAACUACUACUACUACUGUGUGUAUAUUGUUUGGCAUUUUUGUUGUUGUUGUUGUUGGUCUCUUGUCCAGGUGAAAAAAACAGCAAAAAACAAUUUCGUUAUCAAAAAAAAAGCGAAUAAACGCUUAACCUAUGUUGUUCUUCUAUAUAUUUUACCAUUCCGCGUUCCGCUUCUGAUCCCCGAAUCAUUCUCUCGCUUUUAUGAAUCAAUUUUGCUGCUGCUAGUAGUAGUAGUAGCAGUAUCACUAUUUUUCACUCAGUGAAUAAGUGAAAUGUUAAUAAUAAAGCAUUUGUUUGUUCUAGGGUAGUAGUUAUUUUAACGUGAAGGUGUCAUUGUUGUCUAUUUUGACUACUAUUAUUAUUAUUAUUGUAAUUUCGCUUUGCUCAUCCUUUUGUCUGUUGUUAUUCCGCCUUCUUGUCGUCUGUAUGCUGUUUUAUUGUUAUCGUUUUCACCGCCACUCACCUGCCCCCCUCCCCCGACGCCCACUUUAUCGAUGAUGAUUCUGCUUAUCAUUUGUUGUUGUUUUUUUGAUUAUUCAUUCAUAGGCUUCUUUCAGUGUGUGUGUCCAUGUAUUCCAACAUGUAUGUAUGUAUGUCAAAGCGAUAUUGAUUUUACCUUAGGGCGAUCACAUUUUAGCUAAAUAAUCGUGAUUACGAUUAUUACUAUUAAUUGUUUCUUUCCCGGUUGACUAACUGACUGACUGACUAAUCACUAUUUGAUCUUAAACGAUUGUUAUUUUGUUCAUGUACACUGAGAAAAGUUGUAUAUCAUCUCUCAAACACACACACAAAAACACGUACAACUAGGCUUUAUUAAAUAAUAAUACUAAUAAUAACAGAUAAUGAAUACAUGUCCAUGUGUGUUGUUAUGUAUAAAAACAGCAAACAAGUUAUCCGUGUAUAACUACUUGACUUUUAUUCACUCUUUGUUUUUACAGAAUUAUUAUCAUUGUUAUUCCUGUAUUGUUCGAGUAAAUAAUGGUCGGUCAAAAAAGGUCUGUGCGUUAGAGGCGAUGAAUGGAGUGGAGUGGAGAGGUAUUCUUGUUGUUCUAUUGACAUUGUUGUCGUCUCUUCGGUCUCUCUCUCUCACACAUUCACUCUGUCUCUGCGUGUGUUUUUAAUGUCAUUUGGGCGAAAUAUACCAAUCAGCUUAUCAGUAAUAGUAGUAGUAGUAGUGGUGAUUGUAUAUUUGAAAGUGAUGAUAGGUGGUCAUUGUAUGUUUCACAAUGAGAAGAAUCAACUUUUCCCUUGUUUCCUCUCCUUUUUUUUACAUCGUGCGUGCGUGUGUGUAUGUGCGUGGCAUAAUUCCUAUUCCGUUUUCUAUUUUCUCUUUUUUUGUUAACUCCCUUUGCUUUAAUGUCCUAGAAACAUGCUUACACGCCGACACACCACUCACACUUAUGUGUGUAUUUACGUAUAGGUAUUACCUUUUCUCUGUCUCAUAUAAUACACUACACACACACACUCUGCACGCAAUAUAUAUCGUUAUUGUUGAUUAUGCUGCAGCCGCCUUGGCGUUGAGAGUGGUGUCUUCUAUUGCGUGCAUUUCCUCCCGAAGAAAAGUAUGCUCUUCUCUCCACCCUCUUGGGUGUGUGUGUGGGUGGGUGCGCGUGUCUUACUGCCUGUAGCUUCCGAAGUUUCUUCUCUUCUCCACCACCUCCAUUGUUUCGUGUCACACUGAGACAUACUCAUCACUUUUUAGGCGGUAGACGAAACUGAUGAAGAUGGCAAUUAGUAGUAUAUUUCCCCACCUUACUGCGUUUAUUUUGGUCUGCAAUCUGUUUUAAAAUGUGGCGGGAGGUGAGGCUAUUUCCUCUCGCUCUCUCUCUCUCUCUCGAUUAUUACUUUUAUUAUUAAUAUUAUUAUUAUUGUGUUUUAUUUACUCCUACAAAUUAUACAUUUUCACAUAUUGAAAAAAAUACAAAAUACUUACAGA